Gadus macrocephalus (Pacific cod) is the source of this 2992-nucleotide messenger RNA. RefSeq names its product organic solute carrier partner 1a (gene oscp1a). NCBI's taxonomy places the organism in Eukaryota, Metazoa, Chordata, Actinopteri, Gadiformes, Gadidae. The transcript is spliced from 9 exons. The record is from RefSeq and is a predicted model, not a curated record. Bases 847 to 1845 code for a protein of 332 amino acids. Gene Ontology annotation, cellular component: plasma membrane; cytoplasm. Gene Ontology annotation, biological process: transport.
AAAACUAGACCAAGUGAUCUUGAGAGAGUUUUAUUGACUCACUCAGUGUGGGUUGAAUAUGAAACUUACGGAACACCACAGAUUUGGGAAUUGUAAACAGGCAGUUAAUUAGCACAAUUGUAAACCAACAGUUACUACAAGUGUAGUUUAAUUCAAAUAAGUAGGGGCACAGAUUUGGGAAUUGUAAACGGGCUGUCACUUCCUACAAGCGUAAUUUAAUGUAAAGUCUCUCGCUGUAGGAUAGUGAACACAAGGUAGGAUGUGCACACGAAGGGGACCAAACCCAAGGUCUAUCAACUCGGAGUACACGCCAACCCCACCACUGGGAACAAGUACACCAUCUGAUCCUGUUUGAUACAGUGCCAUGAAGUGUCCCAUGAUGACAUGUAUGUCUUUAAGAUAUCAAUCCCAAAGAGACACGACCCCUUCAAGUGUCCUGCGUCCGUCUCCCUCUCCGAUUGGCUGGGCCGGGCUUCAGAAGUCAUACUUAGGUGGACCAAUCAGCUUAUGACUGGCUGUCGCUAAUCCUUCGGCCACCUGGACCUUCUUAACGAGGCUAGCCGUCGCUGUGUGUGUGUGUGUGUGUGUGUGUGUGGUACGUGUGUGAGUGUCAGUUGUUUAAAGGCAUGCGUUGGUAUUUUGGUAUUUAGUCCAACACUUGAAGCGAUGGCAUCUGUGCAUCCCGUCACGGAAUGAAUGAGAUUCAACUGCAGCUGAUUUGCCUACGACAACCAAACCACCCGUACAAGACUUGAGUACGGGCUGUGGAUCCUAGCUGCCUGGCUCACACACACACACACACACACACACACACACACACACACACGCGCGCGCGCGCGCGCAGCCAUGUCUAUGAGGACUCUGCCGCUGGUUUUUAUCAACAUGGGAGGAGAAAUGCUUUACAUACUGGACCAACGGCUUCAGGCUCCCAACACGGCUGGGGACUGCCCAGAGAAAGGGGUCUGGUCUGAACAGGACAGAAAAAGAGUGAUGGUCACCAUCAUCAGGACCAUGUUCAGUAAAGACUUCAUGGACCAGCUCUUCAAACCGCAGCAGUUGUACUCCCACCGGACGCUCAAGACGGUGCUGACGCGGUUAGCGCACACCUCCAUCAUGAGACUCAGCCCCACCAGCAUGGACAGGCUUUACGAGCUGAUGGCCAUGGCGUUCAAGCGCCAGCUGGUCCUGUGUCCCCGGCCCAGGGACCUGCUGCUCAUCUCCUACAACCACCUGGACUCCGUCAGGAGGUUCGUGGAAGACACCCCCAACGUCCUGAACCAGGUGGACGAGACGCAGCGCCGGGUCAUCGAGGUGUACACAACCCUGUCUGACGCUGAACUUCAACUUCUAAGGCAAACACUGCUCAUUUUCCUCCAGGACAUGCACAUUCGCGUGUCGUUCUUCCUGAGGGAUAAGGUGCAGAACCCAAACGGGCGGUUCGUGCUGCCCCGGUCGGGCCCCGUGCCUCCCGGGACCGAGGUUCCGGGGAUGAUACGGAUGUUGGACAGCAGAGGGCGGGAGGUGAAGAGGGCCCACUUCCCCUCGGGGGGAAGUUACUCCAGCCCGGAGAGGGAGGGCUCCUUCUCCCUCCAUGGAGACAGAGUCACCAGACUGGGCACCAACAUAUACGGCGUGAGCCAAGAGGGAGAGACACACGCAAACAGGGGCAGUGCCGCCAAGGGCAGCCCCAGCCCCAGCCCCCUGGCCUCGGAGGAGCUCAACCUGCUGGCCCGUCUGAUGGGGGGCCUGGAGGUCCUGCAGAGGCCCGGGUCCGACCCAGCCUACCGGGUCAACCUCUUCACCGUGGACCCAGGGGAGGAGGGGGAGGAGGAGGAGGAGGCGUGAGUGGAGCUAUUUAAAACUUUAUAGCUCAGGUUAAAGCUGCCGUCUUCUAUUUUUUGCUCCACCCACUUUCAUUUGAUUCAAAUAUUUUCUGAUUGAGUCUCAUGGUUCAUUAAUUCCUCAUGAGUUGUUUGACUAUUGCCCAUUGCAGUGGAGCCGCAUGCAUGAGAACCGUGAGACUCAAUCAAAAGUGGAGCGAGAAAAAAACAUUGCUUGUUGCAGCUUUAGUUUUACAGUUGCAACGUCAUGUUACCAUAAUAACCCGAGAAUGUUAAAGGUUAACAUCUCUUCCUCUUGGUUUCUCCAGUGAGCCGGGGGAAUCCUUGGGGGAUGUGGUCACCAUCCAGGCCACGCCGGUAAAGCACCUUACCUAUAAUAAAACCCUGCUACGGUCCGCUGUACAGUCAGUGCAAAUCCCUCUCAUCCCGAUGUCUGCGUAUGCACCUUGUUCACCGGGAGGCCAUCUUGGUUAGUUAGUGGGGGGAACGUUCUAGGAUCUUUGGAAACAACGACUACUCCAUGCAUUGUUUGUAGUUCCGCUAGCAUUUAGAAUGCAAUUCCAUCGAGUUGUCUUGGGUGGUUUCCCCAAUGAUUCUAGAAGGUUCCCCCAUCCCACUCAACUAGCCAAUAUGGCCGCCAUGUGAAUGAGGCCUAUUAAGCCAUCGAACCAGAUGCUUUCACAGAAGCCUCUCGAUGGUUUGUUUGUGUGUCGUCAGGACGCCCAGGCUAGCAGUGAGCUAGCCAGGAUAGCGGAGGUGUUCACGGACCAGCACCAACCGACAGAGGAACCCUGCGGCUCCAGCAGUAGCAGCAAGGGGGCAGACCUGCUAGCCCUCAUGGACACCUGCUAGCCGUCAUGGACACAUGCUAACAACGCGGCCCAGUGCUAGGUGUAAUGAUAGCCACAGGGCUAAUUCAGUUAGCAGCCUGAACGCGGCGUUUGGUUCCCCAGUGCCCAGCCAGCGUUUAGAAUGGUCUAUCCAUCUGUCCACUUUUCAAACCCAUGGCGGUCCUAUAGAAUACUGUAUACUAUUUUUAAUGUGCUGUAAAUAUGUUCUCUCAUAUUCUGUAAUUUAUUGAGACAGUUGCACAAAUAUUUGCAAGGUUGAAAAUCUGAAGGUAUUUUAUUUAUAAAAUAUACCCAAUCACG